CGCGAGAGAAGCACAUUCGCAGGAGCAAGCUUGAAGUGAACGGUUGGCAUUUCAAAGGAGCUGAAAGUCCAGAAGCAGGAGGAAAAAAGAGAGAAACAGACACAAGGCUGAAAAAAAGUGAAAACGAAAGCGGAAGAAGGCAACUUAAAGCCAGAGGGGAUAAGGAACUUUGAAAGGGAACCAUAACAACCUUUUUCCAUUGGAUACAAAGAGGGCCUGACACAGUUUCCCAGAGUUUGGCCAUCUGCAGUUGACCCCUGACCCGGACUCUGAAAAAUCGAUUACCCUCUGUGUGUGUGCACAACAAGCCAAGCCGCGAGUGCAGUUCAGCGCCUUAAAGAGAGAGGAGCCACCCACUCGCGAAGGUCAGUAGCGCCAGCCCCAUUGGAUUGCCAUUCCGGAUCGGAAAGUCCCAGAAAACCACAACAACGGAGCCGUUAACCCACAACCGCCGCUGCUGCAGAGAGGGAACGAGGGUUCGAGGCGGUACGCAAUCACCGCCGAACAAAAGGAAGACAACGCCGCACCGGUAGAAUGGCCUACCUAAUCAACAUUCUCAAGUUCAAUGUAAAGUACUUAAAAAAUCAAUAACUGGACACCGAUACACCAUCCAUCCACAAAGGAGCCUCAGCCACCGCAUCCCAGCGAAAUAGUGACAAAAAAAAACAAGGGGAAACCCAUAGCUCUCUCUCUCUUUCUCUCCGUGCGCCCCGUCUCGCUUGCUCCUCUCUUGGCUUUCGUUUCUUUUUUUUGUCGCCUCCGCUCCGCUGCGCUUGGUUCUGCGCCGCUCAUUUGGACACUUGGACAUUUGGACAAUGGAAAUGGAAAAGUCUGGGAAAUUUUCAGAUUACCUCUUUGCCAAAAUGGGUCCCCCCACCUCCACCGAGCUGCCCCCGAAGACGACGGAGCGCAGCGACGCCCCCGUCGAGCUGACUGGAUACCGCAGGUGGCUAAGUGAUAACCUCAUGCUGCUGGUCACCCUCUCCGGAGUCCUACUCGGUGUGAUACUGGGACUCUCGUUGCGGCCGCUUAAUUUGCACGGGGAUUCCAUUAUGCUAAUCUCGUAUCCUGGCGAACUGUUUAUGCGUGUGCUGAAGCUCAUGAUCUUGCCGCUGGUUAUAUCCAGUCUGAUUGCCGGAUCGGCCAGUCUGAAUGCCAAAAUGAAUGGCAAGAUAGCACUGCGCACAUUGGUUUACUUCGCCAGCACCUCGUUCUUCAAUGCUGCUCUGGGAAUCGCUCUCGUACUGCUCAUCCAUCCAGGAAAUCCGGAUCUACACAAUGCCGACGAUCGGUCGACCGAUAGGCGUGCGGUGAACUUAUUGGACAGUCUGUUGGAUUUGGGCAGAAACGUAUUCCCGGACAACCUGUUCCAGGCCUCCAUUCAGCAGGCACACACCGUCUAUUUGCCCAAGCCGACCAUUCUGCAUGUCUUCAACGAGACGAUGAACGACACUUUGUCAUCCGGAGCGGAGGCGCAACGCUUGGCGGAGGAUCUGUCGGAGGAAGUGGUCCUGGUGCGGGACGUACAGUAUCGCAACGGGACCAAUACCUUGGGCAUCGUUUUCUUCUGUCUGGUUUUUGGUACUUUCCUGGGAACCAUUGGCCAGAAGGGUCAGGUGGUGGUCGACUUCUUCGCCGCCAUUUUCGAGGUGAUCAUGAAGAUGGUUACCUGCGUGAUGUGGCUCACACCGGUGGGCAUUAGCUCGGUGAUCGCUGGAAAGAUACUGAGCGUGGGCGAUUUGGGCCUGGUGAUGUCACAGCUCAUGUGGUUCAUCCUCACGGUGGCCAUCGGUGUGUUCAUCUACCAGUUCAUCGUGAUGCAGGCCAUUUAUUUCGUCUUCGUUCGCCGCAAUCCGUUCAAGUUCUACGCCGGACUCAUCCAGGCCAUGCUCACCGCCUUCGCCACGGCCUCAACCGCCGCCGCCCUGCCCAUAACAUUUCGGUGCAUGAAUGAGAAGCUGCGUGUGGAUCCGCGGAUAACGCGAUUUGUGCUGCCAAUUGGAUGCAACAUCAACAUGGACGGAACGGCCCUCUACAUCGCGGUGGCCUCCAUCUUCAUUGCCCAGAUGAGCGGCAUGGUACUGGGAUUCGGGGAGCUGCUCACUGUGCUCCUGACCUCCACGGCUGCCUCGAUGAGCUCGGCCAGUGUGCCGAGUGCUGCUCUAGUGCUCCUCCUCGUAGUGCUCACCGCCAUCGAUGCCCCAGUUCAGGAUGUCACGCUCCUCUUCGCCGUGGAUUGGUUUGUGGAUCGGAUUCGCACUACGAAUAAUAUGCUGGGCGACUGCUACACCGCUGCCGUUGUUGAGGAACUGUCGCGCAAGGAGUUGAUGGCUUUGGACGCCGCUUCCGUGAAUUAUCAGGACAUGCCCGCCAGCACCCCCAAUGGACACGGACACCUCGAGGGGGGACUUCUCGAGGGGCAGACUGAGCUGGAGACGAGCAGCAAGUGCGUGAUGACGAUGACAGACUCGGUGGUGGUGGACAUGAGUGCGGUUAUGAACAACGUGAAUUUGCAGCAGGAGCACUGCAACCGCAGGGUCUAAAAUAUAUAUCGCCUAGACUCGAGAUCCGAUUUUAGUUCGUCAGCAUCAGUUCGAUAGUCCCAGAACCAAAACUACCAUCACCACCACCAACAAAACGAUAACAAUAACAAUAACACCUAUGAUAUUCACCACCAAUAGACCGCAGUGUUCCCCUUGACAACGUUUUUGAUAUAGAAUCUUUAAGAAACAACAACAACAACCGAUUGGAUAUAUUCGAGAGACUGUCUGACGAACCCACCCGAAUUUGAAUUUAGUCCUCUUUUGGAACAGUGUCGAUAGCAAUUAAUUAGCCUGAACACUUAAUGGACUCCGCAUACGUAUAAUAUAUCGAAUAUAUUCACCUAGUAGGAACCGCUUAAGGAUAUUACUAUAUAUGCCACAUAUAAGCACACUCAUUUUUCCUUAAACGCCGCCCCCCAAAAAAAAACGCUAAGCAAGGGAUUCCUGUGAUCUGUCCUGGGAACUAUGUGCAUAAUCUAUGGGUAUUAUUUUGUAAGCUUGAUUGUGAUGGGGUCCCACUAGUUUAUUUUACAAAUGUUGCUUAUUUCAACGUUAUAUAUGUGUUGUUUGGAUGUAUUACGAGUUAAUAGACGGAUAAACGCAGAAACGCAGGUUGUACAAGAAGCUGGCUAGGUUUAGUUUAAAUUGAUCUGUUGAUUUCCUGCAACUCACAUUUGUUUACAUGCCUUUGAUUAAUAAUUAACUACUACUGAUUAACUAUUACCAAUUAUCCAUUACCAUUAUCAAUUACCCAAUACCAUUUACCAAUUACCGAUACCAAAUAUCACACAUGCAUUCGUAGACUGAUAGCAGACUUAGUAGCGAUAAACAAAUAUGUAUCUGCAUAUAUGCAAUACUUACUAACCAAUAUCCGACAUUCGAUUUGUACGCAAAUGCAUACGCUGAAUACAAUAAAAUGUAUUAUACCACCUA
This is a messenger RNA of Drosophila elegans, 3476 nucleotides long. RefSeq names its product excitatory amino acid transporter (gene Eaat2). Gene Ontology annotation, biological process: L-glutamate transmembrane transport. Gene Ontology annotation, molecular function: L-glutamate transmembrane transporter activity; glutamate:sodium symporter activity; neutral L-amino acid transmembrane transporter activity. Bases 816 to 2543 code for a protein of 575 amino acids. The record is from RefSeq and is a predicted model, not a curated record. Gene Ontology annotation, cellular component: plasma membrane. Lineage: Eukaryota; Metazoa; Arthropoda; Insecta; Diptera; Drosophilidae. The transcript is spliced from 6 exons.